GUGGUUACCUUACGCCUUCUCCCAAAUGUGUACUCUGUCGUGCAUUUACCCGUCGGAAUGUGAUUUUCUGGCGUGUUUCGUCAGAUUUGGCCGUCAAAUCGUUCUGAGUUUCGCAUGAAUAUUGCACUGCCAUUUGGAAAUAUCAGCAUCGAAUAUUAGCUGUAUCAUCCUCAGUACUGGGUCAGGGUGCCUGUGCCGUAUCUUGUCCAGAAGAAAGAUCUCUGCUGUGCUGUCAGUAUGGAAACUGCGUUUUCCUGUUCGCCGUGUUCUGCCAGGUUAGCAAGGGAAGAACUGACCAAGAACUGACUCUGCCUUUCACGCUCAUUUCUCAUACUACGACACGCGACUAGAGUCUACUCCCAUAGUGCUCGCGUGAGUAACUUAAAAAAAGGGGAAGUCCGUUUUCGUCCCCGUAUCGACGACGGUGUGCUGGUUCCUUUUUCGGCUCGAUUUCGUACAGUGAUCGAGACCCUUUUCGAUGGAAAACCGCGGCUUUCCCGACGCACCCGGUGCUUGUGGAGGCGACGGCUACGCUAGGGAGUGCAACGGGAACUUUCCGCCCCACUCAUCUCUGUCGCCCCUCGCCGAAUACACCGGCGUCUACCACUUCGAGCCCGGCCUGAACCGUCCGGCGAGUGCCGCGUCAGCGUGGAGAGAUUCGAACCCACAGGGUUAUGUGGACUACGGCAACGACUUCUAUGCUCGCAGGCGGGGCUUCUCAAAUUUCUCCGCUUCUCCAAACGCCGACGGUAGACAUCCCCAGGACGGCGGGAUGACCGCAAAGAAGGUCGCCGUUCCGCAGGAGAGGAACAGGAGGAAAGGAGAGCCAUUCCGUUACGACCGUCGGUUCUCCAAUCGAACCCGGACCGCGGUGCACGAACCGCAGCCUCCGCGGGAGGAGCACGGCUGGAUAGACAUGCCGGACCAGGUUGGCGUCGAGCAGUUCCAGCCUCACGGCCAGUCGACGAGAAGCUGGGAGGACUCGGCAGUAUAUUGGGGCCCCACCGUCGGCGCAGCGCCUCACGCGAAGGGCAGGGGCCGGAACCGAAAACAGGAUCACGACCGAAGACGAGUGCCCAAGGUGGCCGACCGCGGCGAACCUAGCGAGAGCGGGGCUCCAGAAGCGGACGGUGGCCCCUGCCUUCUUGAGACCUUCUUUGGCAUUAAACCUUCCGGGCAUAGUGACAGCAACACUCUAUCAAACCCUCAAGGAGUUGCAAAUGGUCGAGACAAGGAGCCCGUCACCGACACCGAGGCUUCUCCCACAGUUCGCAAGGAAAAGCCGGUUCGUUCAGCGAAACGGGGACGGUCGCAGCCACGCCGUCAAGGAGAGUGGAGGGAGAGGCCGCCGGCAGAGCAUGCCAGGGACAUGGCAGACGACGCGGGGACUGUAGCAGACGAUGGGGCACCAUCGAGGCAGAGGGUGCAGAGCACUGAAGGGCAGGGAAGGAAGGAACCGAGGCAGUUCCGAGAAUACGGUGGCAGGGAAGGCCGUAAUGGGUGGGGACAGGAUUCCGUGAGAGGCGGCCGGAGAGACUCGUCGGGUAGGACGUAUGACAAAAGGUCCGACAGAGAUAGGUGCAAUACUCGGGACUGGAGGAACGACUCCUCUUCCGGUGGAUUUGGACGGGAGGACGAUCGCAGAGCCCAGUGGGGUGGUCGCGAAAAGUCUUCGAGGGCAAGCGAGUCCCCUUCUUCGUCGAGUAAACGAUCGCCUCCGGCCAACAAGAGCUACCCCCAAGUCAACCGCAGGGACGAUGCUCCCCAGAAGGAUCGGCUGACGGAGCAGCUGCUGUCUGGCGAAUAUGAGUGCCUGGUGUGCUGCGAGCGGGUGCGGGGCUCGGAGCACACCUGGAAUUGCGCCAGCUGCUUCCACAUCUUCCACCUGCACUGCGUGCGCAAGUGGGCACUGUCCCCGGCCGCCCUCGUCAAAGAGGGCGGCUGGCGGUGCCCGGCUUGCCAGACGGCGGUGCGAGUGGUGCCGGACCGCUAUGUGUGCUUCUGCGGCAAGCGGACGAACCCGGAGUGGGACCGGUAUGGGGUGCCACACAGCUGCGGGGAGAUGUGUGGCCGGCUGAGGGGCCAGGGCUGCACCCACCGCUGCACACUGCAGUGCCAUCCAGGGCAGUGCCCGCCCUGUAGCGCCACCGUGCGCAGGGCCUGCCCCUGCGGGAAGCUCACCAGGCACGUGCGCUGCAGCCAGGAGCAAGAGGUCAGCUGUGGAAGUAUCUGCGGGAAACUGCUCAACUGCGAGAUGCACAAGUGCGAGUCGCCCUGUCACCCGGGUCCUUGCCAGCCCUGUGAACAGACCGUUCAUCAGAGGUGCUUCUGCGGCAAACGCAGCCAGGACGCCACAUGCACGCAGGAGGCGGUCGCAGCCCGCGAGUUCUGCUGUGGCGACCCCUGCGGCCGGGCCCUCUCGUGCGGCCGCCAUGCCUGCAAGGAGGAGUGCCACUUCGGGGGCUGUGGGCCCUGCCCCCUCUCACCCGCCUCCCUCACCCACUGCCCCUGUGGGAAGACCUUGCUGGCCGACGUGCCCGGCGUCGUGCCCCGAGAGUCGUGCGCCGAUUCUGUGCCAACCUGCGGCGAGACGUGCGACAAGAUGUUGCCCUGCGGACCCAAGGACAACUGGCACCGGUGCGGCGUUCCCUGCCACGAGGGCCCGUGCCCCCCGUGCCCACGCUCGACGCAGGUGCGCUGCCGGUGUGGCGCCACCUGCCGGGAGGUGCCGUGCCCCGAGGUGGCGGCCAUGGAGACACAGCUGUGCCAGCGGCGUUGCCAGAAGCGGCGUGGCUGCGGCCGUCACAAGUGCCUGGUGCCGUGCUGCGUUGACACGGAGCACCGCUGCCUGCUGACAUGCGGCAAGCGACUCUCAUGCAACUUGCACGUGUGUGAGGAGCCUUGCCACCGGGGAAACUGCCCCACCUGCUGGAACGUCAGCUUUGAGGACCUGACGUGCAACUGCGGCAGUGCCAGCCUGAGUCCGCCCGUGCCCUGUGGCACGCGGCCCCCCGAGUGCGGGCAGCCCUGCUCCCGCCCCCACCCGUGCGGACACCCCGUGACCCACACCUGCCACAGCGACCCCACCUGUCCCCCAUGCGCCGCCCUCACCGAGAAGUGGUGCUUUGGGAGACACGAGAAGCGCAAGGCGGUACCCUGUUUCCUGGAGGGCCUGUCGUGCGGGCUGUCCUGCCAGCGAGAGCUCCCGUGCGGCCAGCACCGUUGCCAGCAGACUUGCCACCUGGGGCCCUGCACCCCGGCCCAGCAGGAGGGAGGAGAGAGGAAGGGCUGCGGUCAGCGCUGCACCACCCCGCGGGCUGGGUGCGGACACCCUUGCGGGGAGCCCUGCCACCCGGGCAGGGAGUGCCCCGCCACCAGCUGCAAGACCCUGGUGAGCAUCUCGUGCGACUGCGGCCAUCGGUCGGAGAAGCUGCCUUGCGGGGGCUACUCCCAGGAGCCGGCGCCCUCCCAGGCCCCACAGGGCUUCCACCAGCUGUCGGCCUCCCUGCUGGCCUCCAAGAUCCAGGAGAUCCAGCUGGGGGAGUCUGUCGACAUCGGACAGAUGCUGGCGCUGGCCAGGGCCAGGCCGUCCAGGCUGGAGUGCAGUGAGGAGUGUGCGGUGCUGGAGCGCAACCGGCGCCUGGCGGCAGCCCUGCAGAUUCCCAACGCGGAUGUGUCUGGGCGGGCAGGGCCCCCUUCCUACUCGGAGUUUCUGCGGGAGGAGGCUCGCCGCAACCCGGCCUUCCUCUCCUCCCUGCACCAAAAGCUCACCGAGCUAGUGCAGACCGCCAGGCAGUCCAAGCAGAAGUUCCGUAGCCACAGCUUCCCCUCGAUGAACCGGGACCAGCGGCGGGCAGUGCACGAACUGGCCGAGUUCUUUGGCUGCGAGACCCAGAGCUACGACCAGGAGCCCUACCGCAACGUGGUUGUCACUGCCUACAAGGACCGCUGUCGCAUUCCCAGCGGCAGCGUGGUGUCUGUGGUGCAGCGCGAGGGUGUGGGCAUGCCCGGCAGGAAGGGCCUGGUGCCCCUGCUGCCCUCCUGGAAGAGGGACCCCCAGCCGCACAGCACCCCCUCCACCCUGUGCGCCAGCAGCGCCUCCAACGCCGGCCCCCGCCAGGAGCCACCUUCCGAAGCCACCCCUCCGGACUACUUCAACUUCGAAGCCUCCUGAUGACAACGAACCUGUUCUUCAGCAAACCUGAUCCCUCAGUGAAUCUGACUCUUUGUCGAACCCGAUUCUUCAAUGAACCCAUUCUCUCGGGGAACCGGAUUCCUCAGCAGACUCGAUUGCUCAGAACAAGAGGCCCCAGAAACAUUAACCGUGACCUUCUCUGGAACCAACUGGAAUUGUGGCGAACAUAUUUUCCCAUGAAAAGCGCAAACAGUUGAUCGUUGCAAUUCAAAUGUAUUGCAUGUGAGCUCGUAAAAUGUGCCAAGAAUUAGCGAGCAUACCGAGAAUUUUAUGUGAAGCAUUUCAGACCCCUCCGAGCGGCAAAAAGGAUGGAUCCGUGAUGUUGUUUGUUAAUUUCUUUUUAGUUUUAUUACCUUAGUUUUGAGUUUACUGUGUUCUAUUCGAAAUAUUGUGAUUUUUGUAUUUGGAGAUGUUUACAAUUUUUUAUUUGGGAGAUUGGUGAAGUUUUGUGGAAGUAAUAAGUACCUAACAGUUGGUCUAUCUUAUAGGCAGAUGUGCGGAGAGUGGAGCUUUACUUCGAAUUUAAAGAGUGUUUGUUUUCAAUAUAUGCAAGCUUUCAGGACUGGAGAACAUGAGCGAUCCUGAGGGAAAAAAAAAAACACAGUUUAGUUAUGUAAUUAUAACAGAUGCUAUAAUUCCUUGUGCUACAAGGGAAAAAAGUAUGUACGUCAUACUCAACAAGUUUUUAUAACUUGGACAUAGAGGAGUCUUUUUACCUCUUGAACCGAUCCUCAGAAUGGCGUGUUGUUGUUCUUGACAGUUCUUUCUAUCGCUACAAGAAGCAUUUUGAAUGGUGGUUUUUGGAGCAGCUCUUCGUUGUUUGUCUCAAGAUAGAAACCAAAGAUACUGCCAUUCUGCUCCUAUUAAUUGGGAAACUCAUGCCGCUUAUUCUCAAUGCUCGUUAAGCCUAUGUCAGGAAAAUACCGGCGAGUGAACCUCCCAAAUCAAGUAAAAGUACAGCCUUUGUCGAACAAAGGGCAGUUUAUUCCGAGUCUCAAAUUUUCAGGAGCCCAUAAAUGGAUGUAUGCAAAUUUCUUUUGGUCUUAAAAGGUGUUGCUUCGUGAACAUAUCUGCAGUGCUGUUUUGGAUUGGUUCAUAAACCAAAGACUUAAUACAUGCAUAGAAACUUACCUUUGCAUUUCAACAGCACUUAUGGUUGUGAAAGUCCUAAGCACUCGGACUGUGCCUUGAAUUCUGCUCGGAGCAGAUGGUUAGGCGAUCUGUACGGUAAUGUAUGUUGAUGGACCUAGGAAGUCAAAAAGUAGGAUUCUCAUUUGUUGCAGUUUGUUCAUGUAGUCCUGGUUUUUGUAACAGCACAUAAUUUUUACAAUUAAAUUUUUUUUUUCUUGU
This is a messenger RNA of Ixodes scapularis (black-legged tick), 5545 nucleotides long. RefSeq names its product transcriptional repressor NF-X1. The record is from RefSeq and is a predicted model, not a curated record. NCBI's taxonomy places the organism in Eukaryota, Metazoa, Arthropoda, Arachnida, Ixodida, Ixodidae. Gene Ontology annotation, molecular function: zinc ion binding; DNA-binding transcription factor activity, RNA polymerase II-specific; RNA polymerase II transcription regulatory region sequence-specific DNA binding. The coding region runs from base 479 to 4174 and encodes 1231 amino acids. The transcript is spliced from 12 exons. Gene Ontology annotation, cellular component: nucleus. Gene Ontology annotation, biological process: negative regulation of transcription by RNA polymerase II.